This is a messenger RNA of Cicer arietinum (chickpea), 1165 nucleotides long. Its product is annotated as tubulin-folding cofactor B. Gene Ontology annotation, molecular function: alpha-tubulin binding; microtubule plus-end binding. The record is from RefSeq and is a predicted model, not a curated record. Gene Ontology annotation, cellular component: cytoplasm; microtubule plus-end; nucleus. Gene Ontology annotation, biological process: cytoplasmic microtubule organization; tubulin complex assembly; post-chaperonin tubulin folding pathway. NCBI's taxonomy places the organism in Eukaryota, Viridiplantae, Streptophyta, Magnoliopsida, Fabales, Fabaceae.
GGUAUUUAAUAUUUUUUUUUGAUGGUAUAUUGAUAAAAAAGCCUACCCCUCUCUCACAGUAUUUUGUGCUGAGUUGAAUCUCAUCUCCACCACUUCAGCCUGCCGGUGCCAUCCUAUCAUCUUCACCACUAGCAGCCCAAUCAUCGCGCCGCCUUCUCUCUCUCAACUUCCCAAGCUCGUGCCGUCAAACAUUCAAAUCGGUAAAUGGCGUCAAGCUUGCAGAAAAUUGAACGAGGCGAGUCCGUCCUUUUGCGAGUCACUCAUUCCAAUCUCAAAACUUUCAACCCCGACAUUCGCUUCUCCUAUCAGCUUACAAUGGAAGCCGUGAAGGAGAAGGUUUGGAAAAAAUGCGGUACUUCCGUCGACUCAAUGAUACUCGAACUAUACGACGAAGAUGGUAGCAAAGUCGCUGAUCCAAAUGAUAAUUCUUUACCUCUUGGAUUCUUUUCUCCCCUUGAUGGGUAUCGUUUGCAUGUCAUUGAUCUUGAUCCAGCAUCUGUUACAUCUGGUGGAUGGUUGGAAGAUACUUCAUUGGUGGAAAAAUACGAAAUUUCUGAAGAAGCAUAUAAUAAGCGAGGAGACACUUUCAGAAAAUAUAGGGAGAAGUUAACUUCUCAAGUUCCAUCGACUGUUGAAGCCAAGACACCAGACACCUACAUGGAAGACAUAUGCGCUAAUAUAAAGGUAGGAUCCAGAUGUGAAGUUGAACCUGGAGCAAAAAGAGGUGUUGUAAAAUUUGUUGGUCGGGCCGAACCACUGGGUCCUGGUUUUUGGGUUGGAGUUCAAUAUGAUGAACCCUUGGGAAAACACGACGGCAUGGUCAAAGGAGUACGCUACUUCCAAUGCCCUCCAUCUCACGGUGGAAUGAUUAGGCCAGAUAAAGUGAAGGUUGGUGACUACCCUGAAAGAGAUCCAUUUGAAGAGGAUGAAAUUUGAGUCUUAACGAAGAAGUUACUUUUAGGUGUGCAGGAUUUUUCUCUACGGUUUUCCUUAUUGUAGAUUACAAUAUUAAUUUGUUGGCCUUUCGACUCUUUGUAUUUUCAUUACCUUGAAAGGAAACGUGUGGAAAAAAAAAUUAGAGUUUAUUUCAACUGUAAAUGAGAGCUGCUACAUUAGAGACAAAAUGCUUGUGAAAGUAUAAAAGAGGGUGAGAAGUUAAGCCUAA